UAGGGUUGCCUCCCUCUCUUUGCGUCUCGUCUCCACCGCCUCCAAACCCUCGCCGCGAUGGGCAGGAAGCCCUCGUCCGCCGCCGCCGCCGCCGCGGCCGCGGCCGUCGACGACGACGCGCUCUCCGCGAGCGCCAAGGCCGCCGAAGACCUCCUCGCCGCGUCCUACUGCGGCGGCGUGCGCGGCCACUCCCUCUUCUUCGACGCCCUCGUGCAGCUCAUCCCCCCGCGCUUCUACCUCUCCUCCGCCGCCGACGAGGACCGCCCCUGGUACGAGGGCCUCUCCAAGUCGGCCAAGGCGGCCAUGAAGGCCCAGUCCCGCGCCAACGUCAAGGCCGCCCGCCGCGCCCGCCUCGACCCCUCCGCGCCGCCCUCCUCCACCCUCGACCUUCUCAAGAAAUCGGCCGCCGCCGACCAGGAGGCAGAGGAGUCGUCUGACGGGGAAGACGGCGGCAGCGACGAUGAUGAUGAAGGCGAUGAUGAGGUUGAAGAGCAAGAGGACGAAGGAGAGGAGGAGGAGGAGGAGGAGGAGGAUAUGCAGCUCGCGCCGGCGGCCGUGGUGUCCGAGGACCGCACGGUGACCUACGAGGAGCUGCGGGAGCGGCUUCACCGCCGCAUGGCCGAGCUUCGUGGGAACCGGUGCACCAGGGCAGAGUUCCUGAACAAGCCCAAGAGGGAGAAGGGGAAGAAAGGUAAGAAGGGGAAGGAUGCGGGGAAGAAGAGGAAGCGGGAGGAUGGCGAUAAGGAAGCGGAGGGCAAGGAUGGGAAGAAGUCCAAGAAGGAGGACGAUUCGAAGACACCGGAUAUCGUCUAUGGCAAUGUGUCGGUUGAUCCUAAGGAGGCGAGGAGAAGGAAGAAGAGGAGAAUCAAGAACAAGAGGAAGGCUUUGGAGGAGGCCAAGCGGAUGCAGCAGGCAAAGGAGGAUCCUAAGAAGGCGACCAAGUUGGCGUGGGAUUUGGCCACGAGACGGUCUGCUGGGGAGAAGGUGCACGACGACCCCAAGUUGAUUAAGGAGAGCAUGAAGAAGGAUAAAAAGCGUCAGCAGAAGCACGCUGAGCAGUGGAAGGAGAGGCAGAAGAUGGUGGAUAAGCAGAAAAGGGAGAGGCAAAACAAGAGAACAGAGAACAUCCGGGAGCGGGCUCACCAGAAGAAGAUGCGCAAGAUUGAGAAGCGUGAGAAGAAGCUUAUGCGGCCCGGAUUUGAAGGGCGCAAGGAAGGAUAUGUCAACGGGUAACAUCUCCAUUGAAUGCUGUGAACUAAGGAUUAGUGUGUCAGCCAAGGUUGCAUUUUUGUUGAUGUCGGCACUCGGAAUGGUUUACCAAAUGACUACUGUAAUGUGCCUUAUUCAUAGCAUGAGACUGGAAUACUUGGCAGGUUUGUCCACAAAAGAUUUUUGGGAUAUUAUUGCACUUCAUUUUCAUUUAUGGUUGGAUUUAGUCUGCAGAGAAGAAAAA
Oryza brachyantha (malo sina) is the source of this 1453-nucleotide messenger RNA. RefSeq names its product ribosomal RNA-processing protein 14-like. Lineage: Eukaryota; Viridiplantae; Streptophyta; Magnoliopsida; Poales; Poaceae. Gene Ontology annotation, biological process: ribosomal small subunit biogenesis; ribosomal large subunit biogenesis. Gene Ontology annotation, molecular function: DNA binding; RNA binding. The transcript has a single exon. Gene Ontology annotation, cellular component: nucleolus. Bases 58 to 1233 code for a protein of 391 amino acids. The record is from RefSeq and is a predicted model, not a curated record.